Arachis stenosperma is the source of this 731-nucleotide messenger RNA. RefSeq names its product glutaredoxin-C7-like. The record is from RefSeq and is a predicted model, not a curated record. Lineage: Eukaryota; Viridiplantae; Streptophyta; Magnoliopsida; Fabales; Fabaceae. Gene Ontology annotation, cellular component: nucleus; cytoplasm. The transcript has a single exon. Gene Ontology annotation, biological process: anther development; negative regulation of DNA-templated transcription. Bases 70 to 462 code for a protein of 130 amino acids.
UUCAACUUUCCCUUGCUUUGUUAUUUUUGCUUCCACACAAACAAAACCUUAGCUUGUGACAUUGUGAUAAUGCACUACCAAACGGCCUCGUGGGGGAACUAUGUGGCAGCAAGCAGGAACAACGGAAUGGUGGGUGUGGGAGUGGACCCGCUGGAGCGGAUAGAGAGGCUGGCGUCGGAGAACGCGGUGGUGAUAUUCAGCAUAAGCAGCUGCUGCAUGUGCCACGCCAUCAAGCGCCUCUUCUGCGGCAUGGGAGUUAAUCCCGCCGUCCAUGAGCUUGACGAGGACCCUCUCGGGAAAGAUCUCGAGAGGGCUCUCAUCAGGCUCCUGGGUACCUCGUCCGUCGUCCCCGUCGUCUUUAUCGGUGGAAAGCUUGUUGGUACCAUGGACAGGGUCAUGGCCUGCCAUAUCAAUGGCACUUUGGUCCCUCUUCUCAAAGAAGCUGGUGCCCUUUGGCUUUGAAAUUUCAUUUUUCAUUUUUAAAUUAAUACCCACCUUUUAAUUUGGGAUUUCAGAUCAACGAGUCAUCUUCUUCACUACUACUACUAUUACUUCUAGAAGCUACUAUUACUACUAAUGCAUAUAGCAAAAGGCAACGGUUUGAGGAAGAGGAGUGGUCUUUUGUGAGUCUCUUCCCCAUUCCAUUUUGGAAGGCACUUAUUAUUAUUACUACUGACUUUGUUAAUUCUUCAGCAGCAAUUUUUUUCUCUUUUUAUUUUAUUUUUGUUCUU